This is a messenger RNA of Eupeodes corollae, 2541 nucleotides long. RefSeq lists its product as uncharacterized. NCBI's taxonomy places the organism in Eukaryota, Metazoa, Arthropoda, Insecta, Diptera, Syrphidae. The transcript has 4 exons. Gene Ontology annotation, cellular component: ribonucleoprotein complex; nucleus; cytoplasm. The record is from RefSeq and is a predicted model, not a curated record. The coding region runs from base 137 to 2173 and encodes 678 amino acids. Gene Ontology annotation, molecular function: RNA binding; ATP binding; RNA helicase activity.
AUUUUAUUUUGCGUUCCUCAUUACAUCUUCAUUCUCGUUUAUUCGUUAAUUGAGAAAGGACGUGCUGCCAGGCGAAUCCAAAAAUAAAAAUAAAAUAUAUUAAAGUAUUUAACCUUUAAUUAAUAAAAUAUACAAAAUGUACAAUCGCUCUGGAGAUCGUCCUAAUGGAGGAGGUCGUGGAGGAUUCCGCGAUAAUCGUGGAGGUGGCGGCGGGCCAAUGCGAGGAAAUGGACCACCACACAGCAGAGGAGCGCCUUAUAAUAGGGGGCCACCAGCUGAUCGGCGCAAUGAUUCUAAGCCGGGUGAUCGUUUGCGACGCAUUCACUGGUCUGAUUUAACAUUAACACCAUUUGAAAAGAAUUUCUACAAGCCAUGUGAUUCGGUUAUGAACCGUCCUCAAGGUGAUGUUGAUUUGUUCCUAAGCAAUAACGAAAUCACCCUAAAGGGAAAAAGCAUCCCGACGCCAAGUUUUGAAUUCCAAGAGGGUGGGUUCCCCGAGUACGUGUUGACUGAGAUAAAAAAGCAGGGCUUUAAUAAGCCAACUGCUAUCCAAGCUCAAGGUUGGCCAAUCGCUCUUAGUGGUCGAGACAUGGUGGGUAUAGCUCAAACCGGAUCGGGAAAAACUCUAGCCUAUGUACUCCCGGCUGUUGUCCAUAUCAACAACCAGCCGAGAUUGCAGCAUGGCGAAGGUCCGAUAGCUUUGAUACUUGCACCCACUCGUGAGCUAGCCCAACAAAUUCAGCAAGUUGCAAACGAUUUCGGCUCCCAGACCCGCGUUAGAAAUACGUGCAUAUUUGGUGGCGCUCCUAAGCACUCGCAGGCCCGAGAUCUUGAGCGGGGAGUCGAAAUCGUUAUUGCGACUCCUGGAAGAUUGAUCGAUUUCCUUGAGCGGGGCGUGACCAACCUUCAACGCUGCACGUACUUGGUGUUAGACGAGGCUGAUCGUAUGCUUGAUAUGGGCUUCGAGCCCCAGAUUCGCAAGAUAAUGGAACAAAUAAGACCAGACCGUCAAGUACUCAUGUGGUCGGCUACAUGGCCAAAAGAAGUAAAAAUGUUGGCCGAAGAGUUUCUCGACAAUUACAUUCAAAUCAACAUUGGCUCCUUAACCCUAUCGGCCAAUCACAACAUUUUGCAAAUUGUCGAUGUUUGUGAGGAACAAGAAAAAGACACAAAACUAAUAAAACUUCUGACCGAAAUAUCAUCUGAGAAUGAAACUAAGACUAUAAUUUUUGUUGAAACAAAGAAACGUGUGGACGAAAUCACACGCACAAUUUCACGCCAAGGCUGGCGCGCAUGUGCCAUUCAUGGUGACAAGUCUCAACAAGAACGUGAUUAUGUUCUAGCUUCAUUCCGUAACGGCAGACAGUCUAUUUUAGUUGCAACGGAUGUUGCAGCUCGUGGACUAGAUGUCGAAGAUGUCAAAUUUGUAAUCAACUAUGAUUACCCUUCAAACUCGGAGGAUUACGUUCAUCGUAUUGGGCGCACAGGUCGAUCCAAUAACACGGGAACGGCAUACACCUUGUUCACAAACUCAAAUUCAAACAAGGCAAAUGAUUUGAUUCAAGUGCUACGAGAAGCAAAUCAGGUAAUAAAUCCACGUUUAAUGGAAAUGGCACAAUAUGGCUCUGGUUCGAACAAGCGCGGUCGUGGAGGAUACCAAGGUCGAAAUCAGUCGGGCGGUUACGGUGGUGGACGCGGUGGUCGUGAUGGAGGCCGUGGUGGCUACAUGAACAACGGAGGUCAUCAACAAAGAAACGACGAUCGCAGUGGCGGCGGUGGCUAUCGCGGUGGAUAUCAACAACAGCAAGUACACCGUGAUUAUAACAAACCUCCAACACAUGAGCCACCAAUGGAUUCGCGUAACAGUAUGUCGGGUGGAGUGCAGAGAUCCAAUGGCCACGUUUCCCGUUUCUCGUCCGCACCCCCAUCGGCAACAGAAAGCGGAAAUGCUUCACGGUUUAGUGUGCGACCGCCAAUUCUUCCACAGCCCACUGGUGCACCCGGCCAUUAUCCACCAUCAAGCUCAAACUACAAUAUUCCACCAGCUCAAAAUUACAAUUCGCGCCAAGCUCCUCCAGCCCCAGCGCAUCAAUAUGCCGUUCCCACAAACUUUGCAGCGGGUCCCCCCGGAAUGUUUGCAUACCCUCCACCUCCAUUACCAGUUCAAAAUUAAAUUUAGUUUCUAAAAUAACAUUGAAUAUUCUGUUUGCUUUUAAAUAUUACGUAUUAAACGUAUAAAAAUAAAUCAUCAAAUCUUAAUUAGUAACAAGUAACAUAACCUUGAUGUGAUCAUUUAUUUAAACAAAAAAGAAAACAAACUAUUUUUCAAAAAAAGGUACAAGUUAUGAAUGUAGUAGUAUGGUAGUAUAAAAGACACUCCUAAAAUCAACCGUUUAAUUUUAUGUUCUCAUUUAUCUUUUAAACAAUAUCCACAAAUCAACAAAUACAUCUAUCGUAAAAAAAAAAACAGUAAAUUGUAACUUAUGUAGUAUUGUUUCUCAUACACUAAUAUAAGAUUUAUUAGAAAUAAAUAAAAUAAAA